Cucurbita maxima (winter squash) is the source of this 2380-nucleotide messenger RNA. RefSeq names its product protein EARLY-RESPONSIVE TO DEHYDRATION 7, chloroplastic-like. The record is from RefSeq and is a predicted model, not a curated record. The transcript has 5 exons. Gene Ontology annotation, cellular component: plasma membrane. Bases 328 to 1716 code for a protein of 462 amino acids. Lineage: Eukaryota; Viridiplantae; Streptophyta; Magnoliopsida; Cucurbitales; Cucurbitaceae.
GAGACAAUAAAGAGCGCGCAAUUCCCACUAUAUAAUAAAAGAAAAAUUGGAUAAGCCAGAGAAGAUUCUGGCUUCCGGCUAAAUCUCCGGCUACCAGAAGUUGUUGUUUGUCUCUCUCAGAAUUUUUCAACCAUGGCGACGGAGCUGUGUCUGACGUCUAAACGAUGACGAUCAUAAAUUUAUUCAAUUUAGUCAACUUCUUGGGUCUUCUCCCACGAUCAAGACGCGGGAAAUUACCUCAUCAUCUCUCAAAUUCAUUGAUGUGAAUCUGUGAUCCAUUGCAAUUCCUUCACAUCCCUUCUUGUUCUGUUUUCCUCUUCCGUAGCAAUGGAUUCGCAGAACCCAUAUCGUAACAGUGUCAAUACCAACAAUUCUUCCCUUUACCCUCAAGUGAUUCAUUCAAAUCCCGAAUGCCCUUCUCCUUCCUCUGCGAAUCCCAAUCCAUCUUCAACUGGGAACCUUUACCCAACUCUUGAUAUGAAAGAUUUGGUGGAGAAUCUGUUUCCCGUCGAUGUGGAUUACCGCCAUUCUCCUUCGGCUCCUCCCCUUGCGGCGGAAGAAAUAAUCAUCAGAAUCCCAGGCGCCAUUCUCAACCUCAUUGAUAAACAGUAUAGUGUUGAGCUCGCUUGCGGCGAUUUGACGAUUGUCCUCAUUCGCCAAGGCGAGAGUGCCGUUGCGGUGUUUGCCCGUGUCGCUGACGACAUUCAAUGGCCAUUGGCGAAGGAUUUAGCAGCGGUGAAGCUUGACGAUUCGCAUUACUUCUUCUCAUUUCGGGCUCCAAAAGAACGCGGUCCGGACUCCGAUUCCAGUGAUGAUGAAGAUGAGAAAAACGGGUUGGAUGAUUAUUUGAGCUAUGGAUUGACGAUUAUUUCAAAAGGUCAAGAGGGAUUAUUGAAGGAUCUGGAUGGGAUUUUGCAGAAUUACAGUAGUUUUACGUUGCAGAAGGUAUCGGAGAGCGCAAAAAAAGUGGAGGUUCUGGAUGAGUCUCUGGCCAAAGAGAUGUCGCUGGAGGAUUUGAAGACGGGGAAGAAGAAACAGGAAAUGGAAGGCAAAUGUGCAGCGUAUUGGACUACAUUGGCUCCAAAUGUGGAAGAUUACAAUGGAAUGGCUGCAAAGUUGAUUGCAGUGGGAUCAGGGCAAUUGGUUAAAGGGAUUUUGUGGUGUGGUGAUGUGACUGUAGAAAGGUUGAAACAGGGGAAUGAGGCUAUGCAGAAGAGGAUGAGCCCCUGUUCUAACACAGAAAUCAGCCCUGAAACCCUCCGGAGGAUUAAAAGGGUCAAGAGGGUUACAAGUAUGUCGGAGAAAGUAGCAAAUGGAGUACUCUCUGGAAUGAUUAAAGUUUCUGGAUACUUUACAAGUUCAGUGGCUAAUUCUAAAGUUGGCAAGAAGUUUUUUGGAAUGCUCCCUGGGGAAAUGGUGCUAGCUUCUCUUGAUGGGUUUGGCAAAGUUUUUGAUGCUGUUGAAGUUGCUGGAAAGAAUGUCAUGGCUACAUCUUCCACUGUGACAACUGAACUUGUGACCAAAAGGUACGGGGAGCAAGCUGCGAAUGCAACCAAUGAAGGCCUUGAUGCUGCUGGACACGCUGUUGGGACAGCAUGGGCUGCUUUGAAGAUACGAAAAGUUCUAAAUCCAAAAAGUGCUCUCAACCCAACCACUUUAACAAAAUCAGCUGUUAAAGCCGCAGCUGCUGAGGCGAAGGCUAAGAACUCCAAGUAAAGUGUUGGAAAUUAUUUUAUAUUGGUUAAUAUCAGGCCAACUUCGUGAUGGGCAGCACAGUGUGUAGGUAGGACAAAAGCUUUCCAAAUUAUUCUCUUGAAGAUGAACAUCUUACAGGAUCUUCCUCCAUCAGCAGGUAGGAUUUUGAGCUUUAAUGUCUUUAUUAUUGUUUCCUGAAGUUAAUAAAUUGAGCUCUUGUCUUCUUGUUCCAACAACUUGAUCUGGGAUUGUGGCAGGACACUGUUAGAUAGUGGGUUAAGGUUGGUAAAGCAACUAAACCAGCCAAUUAUAUAGCCAAGUUCUAUUGGAAAUUAAAAGGCCCGAGUUUGUAUACCUACCUAGAAUUUAAUAUCCUACCGCUCGUGAGAAUAGUUGCGGUGUGAGCUGCACGCAAUUUGGUUCAAACCCCCUCACGGAUAUAUAACAUGAGUUAAUAGCGACCCAUCUGACAUAAGAGUGAAAAUUUAGAAACCUAUAAAAUUAGUUGGAUUGUGUGAAGGUUCAUCCGGCUAUCUUGAAAUAUAUGACACGAGUUAAUGACAAUGACCUGUUAGACAUAAAAAUGAAAGCUUAGAAACUUGUUAAAACCUAAAUUAAGGAUAGAUGUCACUACGAUGACAUGAGUUAGUAGCAAUGACAUAUUAGGCACAAUCUUAUAAGGAUC